AUGUCAGCCGCCGCUGAGGACACGACGAUCGUCCAGAGUCGGGGAGACGCCCAACGCUCUGGUGAACAAGAGCACGAGCAGUGGCGAUCGGGCAGACGAGCCGGCGAUAAGGAGGACGAGGAACGAGAAGACGAAGUCGACGAAGAAGAAGGAGACGGAGAAGAAGAAACAGAAGAGGAAAGUGCUGGCGCUGGUAGUGGUCGAAUCGACGCGUAUUUUCAGCAGCGCAGUAGUCCGCGCACGCGCAGCUCUUCUCUCCACGCGACAAAGGAACCGCAGGCGAAGCCAUCGAAGCGCAAAGCCACGCAGUCAGAGCGCAGCAAGCGCUGGAACCGUCGGCGGAAGAUCGCACAGGUGAUGGACGAAGCGGAUUUGGACUCGAGUACACGCCGAGCUCGGGAAGCAGAAGCUAAGCGAGCUAAGCGGAUCGACGCGAUACUCGGGAGCUUUUCGGCUUUGUCGGAGGAUCAAUUGGCGGUAGCGUCUGACCAGCAGACGAACAAGAAGAAGAAGAAGAAGAAAAAGAAGGGGGAGGGGGAGGAGGGCGACGAUGAUGAAGAGGAGGAGGAGGAGGAGGAGGAAGAGAUGGCGUUGUGUUUGAAUCAAGUCACGAGUGAGGGGGCAGUGCCUACGGGUGCAGAAGGUACCGAGGACGCGCCCGUGUUUGUCUACACGGACUUGGUGAAGAAGCUCAAGCCGCACCAGAUUAUUGGCGCGCGGUUUCUCUGGAGUCAUGUGGCUGUCGAGCCCGAAGGCUUUGGCUGUGUACUGGCGGACUUUAUGGGUCUGGGGAAGACGCUGCAGGUCAUAACGACCGUACAGGCGUUUUUGUCCAAGAAGAUGCUGGAUGUAGACGGCAGGUUGCAGCAGCGACAUAAAAAUGUGCUGAUCCUUGCCCCGACGAUCUGUGUGAGGAAUUGGGAAGCCGAGAUUGUCAAGUGGCUUGGCAAGAACGAGACGAGACGUCUUGGGCUGUUUACGUUGGAGUCGGGGCGAGAAAAGAAAAUGUGUGAUCGCGUCUCGGUCGUCAAGAAGUGGCACAAGCGCGGCGGGAUACUGAUCAUGGGAUACGAGCUAUACCGCCUGUUGGUGUUGCAGUCGAGUGGGGACGAAAAGAUUGCAGCGGGAAACCAAAAGCACGCGCAUAUGAUCAAACAGGUGUACGCGUGCUUGGGCAACCCAGGCCCCGAUCUGAUCGUGCUAGAUGAAGGUCAUCGUGUGCGUAAUCACAAGUCUAAGAUGGUGAAAGCACUAGCGCACGUCAAAACAACUCGACGAAUCAUAUUGACGGGAUACCCGUUACAAAAUCACUUGGAGGAAUACUGGACAAUGGUAAACUUUGCCCGGCCCGACUACCUUGGCUCGUUGGAGGAGUUUAAAAACCGAUACGUAGCUCCUAUAACGAACGGACAGUGCAUUGACAGCUCUGAAGCUGACUUGCGGCUGGCUCGGCACCGAGCGUUUGUUUUGACGAGGGAGCUGAAGCCUUUUGUGCUGCGUCGAGACCAACAGUAUCUCUUUAAACAGCUGCCGCCUAAGAAAGAGUUUGUGCUGAUGUGCAAACUGACGGACGCACAGGCGCAGUUGUACCGAGAGUUUCUGAAGCAGGGCGUUCCGACGCGUGGCGACACCGAGCAGGUGGACGUUCUUGGUGGCUACCAUAUUGCAUUGGCUAUCUCGAAUCAUCCGGAUGUCAUUUGUGACACUUACAGGAGAUUGGAGAAAGAGGAGCGGGAAGGCGCUAACAAGAAGUCGAAAAAAUACGGCGGUGUCUCUGAGAUUUUUGGGGUCGAAGAUGGUGGCAACGAUUUUGAUCCAUAUAUUGGCGGCCCCCUAUGUAAUGGUCGGAGCUCUACUACAAGAAGGGCUACGUCAGUCGCACCACCUGGAUCGUGCGUUGCUGAUAACGUUGAUGGUAACGUAGAUGACGCAGCAGUUUUGGAUUUGAUGGAUGCGCCUAGUUCUGCCGCAUUGAAGCGGAAACACGCCUCGGGCGCGGGAUGGCAUCGCUUGAAGUUUGCUCAAAAGUUUGUUGAAGAACACGUUCCGAACCAACUCGAAACAAGCGGCAAGAUGAUGAUUCUUAUGGAACUCUUACAGGCUUGUCAGGCUGUCGGCGAUCGCGUGAUCAUAUUCUCGCAGAGCAUUCCUACACUGGAUGUCAUUGGAGCAACGAUCUCGAAACACAACAAGUGUCGGUACCGUCACGCGAAUCGUCUUACGUUCUUGCGAAUUGACGGAAGUACGUCACAACAAGACAGGUUCCGUCAGAUAGCCCAGUUCAACGAUCCUGAAGAGGACAUCGACGUAAUCAUGAUCUCGACGAAGGCGGGCGGUGAGGGGAUCAAUCUGUGCGCUGGCAACCGGAUUAUCAUUUUUGACGUGUGCUGGAACCCAUGCAACGACUCCCAGUCUAUGUGCCGUUCGUACCGGUUUGGCCAGACGAAGCCCGUGUUUGUGUAUCGUUUCGUGACGAUGGGGACAAUGGAAAAGAAGGUGUAUGACUUGCAAAUUCGCAAAGAAGGCGUAGCGAAGCGUAUUGUGGACGAAAAGACGACCGAGAGAAAGUUUAUGUCUUCCGAGCUACAAAAGUAUUUCAACAUCAAAGAAUUUGAGGACUCUUUGUUGCACGCACAAGGGAAAGUAGUGGAUGAUCGAGAAGUAGCGAUGAAGCCUAUUCCUCACGAAGACACUGUGCUUGUAGACGUUCUAGCUAAAAUGGGAGGAAUCGCUACGUUUGGUGCUACGACUGCCCUGGACGAUGAAGAAAGCAUUGCUACGGGAGUGUCGGAUGACAAGAGAUGUAUCAUUGAUUGGUUUGAGCAAGAAACAAUGUUCGAGGAAGAUUUGGAUCAGCAGUGUACACCUGCUGAGCAGAAGGAAAUUAUGGAAAGUUAUACUUACUUCAAGGCGGUAAAGAAGCUUCGCAGCAUAGGCGCACACCUCAUUAACCGCGAGGGUGUGUUAGUGAAGAAUUGCGACUAUUGCCGUGCGCUGAACGAGAUUUACCCGACAUCAACAACGACCGUUCCGAUUCCUUUGAAGAUUGAGUGCAUAUAUUGCAAGCGGUCCAUGGAAACUGCUGGUGCAGUCCCUCCAUCCCAAAAUAUGGCCUCCGUGUAUCCUUGCAUGGGACACUUUUCUCGGGUCUCGGGCCUCAUACCAGGGACUACACUAGCUACCACAGCACCUCUAUCUAUACCAAUAACCAUGACACAUCCGUUCGUGCCAGCUGCUGGAGCUAGUGUGGCUCGAGUUUUGCCGCCUCACAUGCAGGCAAUGUUCGAACGCCAAAAGAGAGAUGACAAGGCAGCUGAGGAGAGGCGGAACCAGCUCAUUGCUGAACAAAAUGCCGAGCAGCGACGAUUACUGUUUGGGCGUGAGCAAGCUGAGAUGGCAGUAGCAAUACGAAGACAGGAGCGAUUAGCCAUGAAGCUCAAAGACCGGCAUUUACUCAUUCUCCGGCGAGGUAUCAAGGGCUGCCAAGACCUGAAGCGCAGCGCCGAGGAGUGUGGCGCUACGCUGGCGAUUGAGGUCAAUUCGCAACUUACAGACAUUGUCAGUGCGAUGAGCCGAGAAGAGACACUGCGGUGGCUCAAGUUGAGCAAGCUCGCAGGCGACGUGGAACUGCACGACGACAUAUGGCUGCGGAAUGAAAUUGCAAAAGAGAAAGGUUCGCCGUUGCGUUCGGGCCAAUCGUGUUUUGGCUCGCCCCCACAGUCCCGGCCUGCCGUCGCAGCUGUCACUGCUGCUGUCCAUUCGAGGUCUUCCGUUGCCAGUACUCCUCCUUUUACGUCCUCAACUUUGAACAAUGAGAGUCCACAGACAACAGCGGACAGCAGCAGUGAUUGCAUCGAGCUUGUGGAAUCGGACGGUGAGGGCACCUCGAAGACAAGCGCGAGCAACGGAGCAGUAGCCAGUGGCAAUGCUGUUGCGGCCAUUGCUCCUGCAGCCGACGUGAUCGAGAUCUUGUAG
Molecule: messenger RNA, 3975 nt
Organism: Hyaloperonospora brassicae
Lineage: Eukaryota; Oomycota; Peronosporomycetes; Peronosporales; Peronosporaceae
Source: the annotation of a GenBank genome assembly